CAAAACCCCUCAGAGAGCGCGCGCGCGCCUCAGACCUCCACUCUCCUCCAUCAUGCUGGACACGCUCAUCUUCCUCCUGGAGAGGCUCUUCCUCCUCGCGCACAUCAAGCUCUCCAGCCUGCUGCCCCCCCAUGCCAAGGACAGCACGCGCUGCGAGCGCGAGGACCCCCCCGGGGGCGCGCAGAGGUUCCAGCGGGGGGACCUGCUGGAGGUCCCGCGGACCCUCUUCACCCACUUCGGCAUCUACCUGGGGGAGAACCGGGUGGCGCACCUGAUCCCGGACAUCCUUCCCGCGCUCACCGCCGACAGCCGCCAGAUCCAGGAGAUGGUGACCAACACGCGCCUGCUGCUCGGCGUGCUCUCCAAGCGCGCGAGCGUGCGCGUGGACUCCGUGGAGGACUUCGCGUACGGCGCGCGCAUCCUGCUGAACGCCAUGGACGGCGCCGUGCGCCGCGCCCCGCUGCCCGCGGAGGAGGUGGCGCGGCGCGCGGAGCGGCUGCUGGGCGGCGUGGCCUACAGCCUGCUGUGGAACAACUGCGAGCACUUUGUCACCUUCUGCCGCUACGGGAGCGCGCAGAGCCUGCAGACGGACCAGUUCUGCGCCUGGCUGAAGUCUCUGAUCCGGGACCGGAGAAACGUGGCGGUGACGGCGCUGCUGGGCCUGCUCUCCAUGGCGUGUUUGGGGGUGUCCUCCAGCACCGCCCUGCCCACCCUCCUGAUCCCCUUCACCCUGUGGAUGGCCAGCUAAGAGUGGGCUGAGGCUCCUCAGUCCACGAGGACCGGCAAACAUUUGGACCUCUGUAGGUUCCUGACGGAGAACUGACCAUCUUCUCCACAGACUGACGCUCCAUUUAUCCCACGACUGCUAACCGACGGACCAAAGAUCCAGGUCCAGGCUGGUCCAUCCGGGUCAGGGGUCUCCUUCAACCCACGCCAGAAAUCAUUUUGGUUUGUGUUUAGCCACACCUCCUUUUAGUCUGGGAAAUUUUGACGUGUUUUAUCCAGAAGUUAUAACAUUUCCUGUCCUAAGAACACAGAACAGUAUCCCCUAAACCCUAAGGUUCACCAGAAGGUCCAGUUCUUGGUCCAAUCCAGAGCUGUAAAGGUGACCCUGCUCCUGCUCUGGGUUCUCCAGGUUUGUGGAAGUCCUGAAAGUGACCAAUAAGGAGAGAGUGUUUCAGGGAGGAGGGGCUUAAGGAGUCAGGAGUUCAAACAAUCUUAUUCUGAAGGAACCUGGAGGAGCCAGAGGAAUUUCAAAAUAAGAUGCAGAAGAACAAGAAGUAAAGGAUCCUGUUGGAAGGGAUUUGUGUCCAAUUGUUCUACCUGAUCUGCAGAGGUUCUAAAUCCAUCACAGCGGAUCGGAUGAGGAGCAGAAUUCUCCUGAAGCUCCCGUCUGCGUGAAAAGAUGUGCCUUAUCUGCAGGAGAACCGUUGGUGUUUGAUGGAUGCUCCUGCAGGAGAACCGUUGGUGUUUGAUGGAUGCUCCUGCAGGAGAACAGUUGGUGUUUGUUGGAUGCUCCUGCAGGAGAACAGUUGGUGUUAGUUGGAUGCUCUUGGGGAACGGUUGGAGCUCCCGCAGUCUGACUCAUGCAUGUCCAUCAGACUUUUUUCAGUGUUUAUUUCAGAGCUGCUGCCUGGUGAAGCUCCUCUGUGAAUGUCUGUUUUUUUUGUGUGUGUACAGAACCCGUUUCCAUGGCGAAAUUCAGUUUUUAUGUAAAUAAAUAAACAGAAAUGUG
Messenger RNA from Oryzias latipes (Japanese medaka), 1735 nucleotides. Its product is annotated as lecithin retinol acyltransferase. Gene Ontology annotation, biological process: retinol metabolic process; vitamin A metabolic process. Lineage: Eukaryota; Metazoa; Chordata; Actinopteri; Beloniformes; Adrianichthyidae. Gene Ontology annotation, molecular function: phosphatidylcholine-retinol O-acyltransferase activity. The record is from RefSeq and is a predicted model, not a curated record. Gene Ontology annotation, cellular component: rough endoplasmic reticulum.